Dreissena polymorpha is the source of this 1082-nucleotide messenger RNA. RefSeq lists its product as uncharacterized. The record is from RefSeq and is a predicted model, not a curated record. The transcript is spliced from 6 exons. NCBI's taxonomy places the organism in Eukaryota, Metazoa, Mollusca, Bivalvia, Myida, Dreissenidae. Bases 1 to 996 code for a protein of 331 amino acids.
AUGGAGGCUUUCGUCAAGGCGAUAGAGACCCUUGAGACAGUUCCAGACGAGGCAGACGAUGAGAGCAUUAUCUUGGAGGAGGCGGAGGACUCAUUUCAAGAUGCAGAUCAGAUCGAUGACCUCACCAUCUCAACUGUUGGUUUGAAGGAGUCGUCUGAUGCUGUACUUGACAUUAGUAGCCUUCCACUUCCACAAGUACCGGUACAUCCACUCCCUUUCAGUUCUACCAAACCAGCUGUUGAAGCAACUCUCCUGCCGAUUCCCACACCAGAGGAAUACGAGGCUGAAUGGCGGAAUGAAACUGGUGACAGCCAGACAACAGAGCAGUAUAUGGAGCCAUCUCCUACACCUGUAAGAGAGUUGUCAACUGCAUCUCUGAAAGAUGAUUCCAUUGAUGAAUCAGAGAGUGAGGAAUCGGUGGGGCCUAACAACAUUCCAGGGUAUGGCAAAGUUCAGGAGCUAGCGGCUUGUUUGGUUAUUCUCCGAAAGAACACCUACCUCACUGAUCAAGAAGCCGAUCGUCUUAUACAACUCUGGAACAACCUGAUUGAUUACGACAAAAGACCAACUUCCUUCCCUGAGAGAUUUUCCAAGGAAGCCAGGGGACGGUACAAGGCCAAGAAAUCCAUUCCCAAUGUUGUACCAGGAGUUGAAAGUACAGAAAGGUGCAUGCGUGGUGGACCUGAUUCAGUACCUGCAAGCUGGCCAAAUGCCAACAGGUAUACCAAACGUGCCAAAGACCUUAACAAACUUGUUGUUACCAAGGGCGUGAGGUUUGUCAAGCCAUCAGAAACAACCACUGUGGGCAUUCCGGCUGCGGUUGAAAAACCAGCUGAACUUUCAACAGGGACAGCUGUACCUCGCGUAUUCCCAUGUCCAACAAAUACUGCUGGAUUGGCAAAAUUUAAAGGGCAGAGAAAGAGGCCCAAUCAGCAGACUAAAACAGUGACAGCAGAGGUUGCCCAGAGCCGGAUAUUCCUGCGAACGGGCGCGUGAGCACAACAAACGGCCUGGGGUUGGAACAAGCAAUUUACUACUCCUGCAUACAAGGAAUAGAACUUGUUGGGCUAACCAAGCGGAUG